Molecule: messenger RNA, 2637 nt
Organism: Clonostachys rhizophaga
Lineage: Eukaryota; Fungi; Ascomycota; Sordariomycetes; Hypocreales; Bionectriaceae
Source: the annotation of a GenBank genome assembly
AUGCUGCUGAACCCCAGAUUUUACGCUCGAUGGCUGGUCCACGCUCUGGGGCCACGUAUCGCCAACCGUCGCUUUGCCUUCGCGUUUACCGUUUUAGCAGUUCUAGGUGCCAAAGCCGUCCACAUCAUCGCCCGCCACGAUGCCUUGUCGACAAACCAGAUCGGGUUGUGGAUGUACUCAUUCCUCGCCCAAGACUUCGCUGUCCUCAUCCUCAUUCGGCUUCUGCUCGACGACUCUAUUGCCACUGUCUCUUCCACCGCACUUCGAACCGCCCUAAGCUACCUCGGCAAUGCCCUUCUUGUCUAUAAUCUAGUUCUUGGCUUCGUUGCGACGACCUUCUUCGCCGUUACCGGGUCCGAAAUUCACUGGCACCAUGCGGCCCUCGCAACCGUUUCCUCGUCACGAGCUUUCAUCCCCACCGGCAUCUUUAUAUUUUGUGGAAUCACGGUGGUUAUGAUCGCACUGAGCUGGAUGCUCCAGGAUUUCUUGUAUGGCAUGUUUGGCUUCUAUGCAAAUGUGGUCAGCGCCUGCUGCUCCUUCGUAUCUCGCCGGUUCGGUCGCUGUGUCCCUUGCUGCCGCCCGAUGCCGUACACGAAGCUUCCUGGCCAAGAUAUCGAACAUAACCAUAGACCGAGCGAAGACUCCACAGACUCCAACUCCGGCACCGAAGACCUCAUCAAUAGUGGCAGCAGCAGCGAGAUCCUGACCCAACCACCCAUCGUAUUCCGACUCCUGUCCCGCGGGCUCGCCAGCGUCAAGAUUUCUGUCUCAAGCGCUUCGCUUUACUCGGCUUUUAAUUUCAUCAUGCAUUUCCUCGCUACGGCCUCUCUUCUUGUUUUUAUUGGCUUCAGACUCGCCCGGCCCGACGAUGGAUCCCUAACCUUCAUUGCUUGGACCACAGGGUUACUACCUUUUGUUAGCUACAAAUCAUUAUCACCCUCGAUUGAAAACCUUCGGCCAAUAUAUGGAGUGGGCAUCCAGCACGAAUGGGACCGUGUGACUGCCCUUACUGAGCCGAUUCCUAUGCCAUGGCUUCCCAAGAAGGAGACGGAGGGUUUUGAGGAUUGGUACAGGAACGUAGUACACUAUAACGCUUCCGCAGAUCCGAUGAAGAUUGACAACUUGGACGAGCCCUUGCUCCCUGAACUAAAGAGCAAGCUUAAGGAUCUCGACAUCCGGCACGUCGUCCUCUUUUUCAUGGAGAGUGUGAGAAAUGAUGUCUUCCCGAUUAAAAAAGACGGUCUAGUUUGGAACCGUCUGGCGGAAACCUGGCCUGAAAAUAAGCUUCCGCAAAAGGUCCAGGAUAGACUUGCGAGACUCACUCCAACGGCCAACUUCAUCACCGGGGACUACGACGAUGGCUUCGAUCACAAGGAACCCCACAGGAAACGAGGAGGUGCCCAUUUCACCAACUACUACACUGCUGGAACCUACACCCUCAAGAGCUUACCUGCCACGAUCUGUGGCAUGGGACCCUUGAUUGGCGACUUUAAUCUUGAUUGGAAACACCACAUGUAUCAGCCUUGUCUUCCACAUAUCUUGCAGGCCCUAAAUAACAUGACCACGACCCGCACACAAUCAGGUCCUUACGCAAAGUCCAAAUGGCAGUCAUAUUUUUACCAGACGGCUACACUCCAGUUUAAUCAGUUUGAUAAGCUGAUGAGGAAAAUCGGUUUCCUUGAAGAGAAUACUAUUGAUGUUGAAUACCUCCGUUCCAGCAAAGCCAAGCAUGGCCCCGUUACUAUCCCCUAUACCAACUACUUUGGCUUCGAGGAGGAGCCACUUAUUGACUAUAUCCAUGAUGCUUUUGCAUCCGCCAAGGAGAAGGAUGAGCGAGUCUUCCUCACCCAUAUCACCAGUACCACACACCACCCUUUCGUUUUGCCAUUAAAUGCGAAGGACAAGUAUCUCCCUCUAUCAAACGGACUGGAUGAACUGUCGCAUUAUAUCAACACGCAGGGAUAUAGCGAUCAGUGGAUACAAAAGUUCUUCAAUAUCCUUGACAAGCAGGGUGUGUCUAACCAGACGCUGGUCAUUUUUGUAGGGGAUCACGGCACCUCGCUCGCCGAGAAUGACAUCGCGUCGUCCUAUUAUAAUCCUAAUAUUGGAAACGAUCAUGUUCCACUUGUCAUCUCUCAUCCCCAGCUGCCCGCUUUCAACGUCGACAGCGCCGUUUCGGGGAUCCAGGUUCUCCCCACAAUCCUCGAUCUCCUGCUCGAGACGGGCUCUCUGAACGAGGCAAGCCGCGAAGCCAUCAGGGGUCUUGUCCGCAACUACGAAGGACAAUCCCUCAUCCGACCUCAGAAAGUGGUCAACAAGGAGACCGGACAAGGAAACUGGCAGUUCACCACGGUCAACCCCGGUCGAGCGCAGCUCGUGGCGCGAGAUGCACGACAUCCCGAGCGGCGCCUCAUCAUCCCCGUUCUCAACAGUGUCAAGUGGAGGCUCAGCAACGUUAUCGAGGAUCCUCGCGAGGAGAACUCAGUCCAGGCAUCCGGUUUUGCAGCGUUUUUGAAGGGAGUGGAGAAGAAGCAUGGCAUCGAGGUGGCCAAGUGGGCUGAAGAGGGCGCGUUCGUUGCCAGGUACUUUGCUGCGGAGAAUGCGAAGAGGUGGCACUACGGGCCCUACGCUACAUAG